AGGUUUAUCUUACAGCACUGGUGAGACAGAAGUUUCAGCUCUGUGCUUCACUCAGCCGGAACAGAAGCUCCAGUCACACACACAUACACAGAGCUGAGACAACUCUUCUCCUUCUUCGCUUCUGUAAGAUGCUGCUGCUCCCAGCCAGUGUGCUAAUUGGCCUGCUGUGCCUGAGCCAUGCAGGGGCUGUGUGGGGUUUUGCCCGCCUUCUGGAUGACAGGGAGCUAUGUUCAGCUUUCUCCGUUGCACGAACCAACAGCAUGGAAGGUGGACCAAAGAUGACGGUGACCUUUGACACCAUUUAUGUCAACAUUGGCGGGGAUUUUGACCCCAAGGCUGGCGUGUUUCGUUGUCGCAUACCUGGGGCCUACUACUUCUCUUUCACAGUGGGAAAGUUUCCACAUAAAGACCUUUCGGUGAUGCUGAUGAAGAACAGAAACGAGGUGCAGGCCAUUGUGUAUGAGGAGAACGCCGGAGAGGAGAGGAAGGUUCAGAGCCAGAGCAUCAUGCUGCAGCUCGAGUUUGGGGACACCGUCUGGCUCCGUCUCCAUGGUGACCCUCGCUACGCGCUCUACAGCAACACCGGGCACUACACCACCUUCAACGGUUACCUCGUCUAUCCCGACACCUACGGCUACCAGACACACCAUCAGUCUGCCUACAACUCCCAGCAGCCCGAGCAGGCUAAGAGCCCCCUGUUGAACAGUAACCAGGCCACAGAGCAGGACAGGUCUGCAACAAGAGACACGCAGGAGGAGAAGGAGCUGCAACAUAGAGAGGAAGAGGAGGAGGAAGAUGAGGAGGAUGACCAGAGAUCUGCAUUCUCGGUGGGGCGCACCCAGAGCAUCAUGGGGGUCAACCAAGUGGGCAUGCCACAGCACCAGCCAAUCAGUUUUGACACGGCCUUGGUCAAUAUCGGAGAAGAUUUUAACGUCACGGGGGGGGUGUUCACUUGUCGCGUUCCCGGUGCGUACUACUUCUCCUUCAACGUGGGCAAGCUGCCGCAGAAGACACUGUCAGUCAAGCUGAUGAAGAACCAUCUGGAAGUGCAGGCAAUGAUCUACGACGACAGCCAGGGCGAGAAAGCUCUGCAGAGCCAGAGCUUGAUGCUGUCGCUGAAACCAGGAGACACCGUCUGGCUCUACUCCCACCAGAGAGAUGGAUUCGGGGCCUACAGCAACCACGCCAAGUACAUCACCUUCACUGGCUUCCUGGUUUACCCCGACUUCCCCAUCAGCCAAUCGUAUGCAGACAAGAAGCCCUAGCUGCAGAGCAUCGGCUCAGGCCUGAACAUCGUGGGAGGAAUUCAUGUGAGAUGGAAAUGCCCAGAGUCCACAGAAGGUGUUGGGAGGUUCUGUGCUUUGUGGCGUUCUUUGACACUUCCUCUUCAUAUGAAUUCCUUCACAAAGUCAUAGGGACCUCGGACUGAGGGCAAAGCUUCAAUGUCCAGCUAACAGCUUCCCAGGACAUGACUUCAUCUCCCACAAAUAAAUGGCUGUAAUGUGAACUGAAUAUUUCACUCUGUCAUGAAAACGGAGUCAUUACCUGCUCAUCUCUGUGUCAGCCAGACUCUCAAAGGAGUAAACUUUUGUACUUCCAUCUAGUGGUGGAAGUACACAUGCUCGUGUACAGCACUGCGGGAUAAGCUUGAAUUGCUUGUGCUUUACCUGAAUAUUUACAUUUUAUGGAACUUAUCCUUCUACCAAUUAAUAUUUUGCAUACAAAACAUAUGAAGAGCUCAUGAAAUCUAAUGUACUGUUAUAGGCUUAACUACUCAACAGUACAUAAAGUGAGAGAUGAAAUGAUGAGUCAAUCGGCAGAAAAGUAAAACAGAUCAGUGUAAUUACAAAAUGCCAAACGGUUCAGGCUUCCAGCUUCAGACGGGAGACUUUUCUGCUCUUCAAUGCUUUAAAUGAAAAUAACCUGAGUAAUUCUGGGUUUGACUAUUGCUCAGACAAGAGAAGCAAGUGAAAGGUUUCAUUUUAGUUCUUGGUAUUUGUGAAAGGCAUUUCUCACCAUUUUACAAAACAAUCAAUCAACCUGGAAGAAAAUUAUCAGCUGAUUAGUCCAUAAUUAAUCGUUAGUUACAGAUAUAUACAGAAAGUUUACAGUUAGAGGUGAAAUGAUACAUAAAGCAGCGGUGCCUCCAUACUGCUGGGACUUUUUACAGAUUAAAAACACUAUUCUGUGUCCACAGCACCAUGAUCAAAGAUUUUUACGAUCAAACAGCUGGUAGAAGAAGAAGCUUAGCUGAGAUCCAGAUUCACUGUGCACCCCCAAUUAAAACAAAAGGACAAUUCAGCCCGAUUAUAAAUAUGAUUAAUAAAUAAAGCUUUAAUUCUCUUAUUUGUGCUGUAGGCGAGGCUCAUUAGUGGACAGUUGCCUGACAUAAAGCUGAGGAGGUAAUCACUGAUGUUUCAUUUUUUUAGUGAAAUACUCCUUUAAACGCACUUAUCCAUGUCAAAGACUCAGUGUUUCUGCUCGUGUGUAAAAAGUUACUUUACUCUGUCUUCACAGGCAUGUGAACAUGAUAUGAACUGUGUUUUAUGUCAAAAUGGGUCUUUUCUUCAUGUUGGAGUGUUUCUCGUCCCAACACUCGGCCACAGCAGGAGCAGAGGACAAGAGGACCAAACUGACUUAGUUUUGGAAAAGUGCCGACUGCGUUCCCAUCCAACUGUUGACCACAUGCCACCCCUGGGCCUGCGGGCAUCUGGGUCUUAAUUUGAUUUCUAAUUCAAGCAGUGUUUAAUCUAUUUCCUCACUGUGGGGAAAAUUGAAUUGCUCCUCCCAGGCUGCUGUAAUAUUCAGGUCUGUUUAAUUUCCCACCGCCUGAGGAAAGACUGAUUUGAUGAACCAUGACUUUAUGAAAGCGAGUCCCCACGUGAAGUGAUACUUCACUGUGCUUGAACAGAUUUUUUAUUACACUUAACUGGAUGUGAAUUUAUGACAAGUGGAGUUCUUAUAUAAACAUUAGUCCUGUGAUGUCAAGUUGCAAACACAGCACAUCACCUGCCCAUCACCUCAUUAGCUGUUAGCAAACAGUAGCUAGUUUACACAUCUAGCAGUUACAAAGCAACAUGAUCAUUCAUUUGGAAUCAUGUUUCUGCCAACCUGGAGAACCUCAGUCCACCGUUCCCUCUCUGUUAGCUGCUAACAGCUGGCCUCUGACUGGGCCUGUUUGCUGCUGAGCAGGUUGUGGACAGUGAUUAUUUAGGGCUUUUUCUUUGAAAUCACCUGCUUCAAAACAACGCCAUGAGAGCGGACCAAAGCAGGAAAGCUGUGGUCCAGACACGAAACAAUGAGCUUAAACUCCCUGUAAAGCUCCAGCUGAUAAAUCUCAGUCAGCCCAUAUGACCUCUUUCACAUGGUCAUGUUGCUUUCACAUUAUCUGAUACAAAACAAAACAAAAAUGAAAAACAACUAUAGAUGCUUUAGGUGUGAAACUAAUUUUGUAGAAAAUCUACUCGGCAAGGGAGAGCGCUGAUAUUUUAGUAUCAGCUCUAAGAGGGUCGGUGCACCUGAUUUCUGCCCCAUGUUCAAUACAGCUGAGGUGAAGCAGUUUUGGGUGUUGUGCUCAAAGCACAAAAAAUGACAUUUAAAGUUGCACUGAUCAGUACUUUUGUGUUAAUGGUGGACCAAUUGACUGAUUUAACACUUACAGAGAAUUAUCACAGGACUCUACAGUUCUCCUCUGCUCUGUGGAGCUUUUUAGCAUCUUUUAGCUCGGUGUUUUGUUUCCGGUUCACUCCCACUGCCCUGCUAAACACAUUUAGCAGUUAAAGGGCCAAAUAUUUUUUUCAGGAGCUGGUGGAGACCAAAACAGAGUUUAAAAAGGAGUAGUGAGGCUAUACAUUCAACGGGUUGACAGAAACAUGACUCAUGCUGUGUGCUGCAUGUUUCAAUAAGAAGCUUCACUAAUGCUUCACCAUAACAAAAUUAAAUGGUGAUAAUACGUAUGUCACUGUUGCAUUUACAACUUGAUCCUUUGACAAAAAAAAAUCCUUAAUGCAGCAACAGUGACAA
Molecule: messenger RNA, 4023 nt
Organism: Monopterus albus (swamp eel)
Lineage: Eukaryota; Metazoa; Chordata; Actinopteri; Synbranchiformes; Synbranchidae
Gene: c1qtnf4
Product: C1q and TNF related 4
Exons: 3
Coding region: 129-1265 (378 amino acids)
Molecular function (GO): protein binding
Source: RefSeq, a predicted model, not a curated record